Parnassius apollo (apollo) is the source of this 1113-nucleotide messenger RNA. The record is from the annotation of a GenBank genome assembly. Lineage: Eukaryota; Metazoa; Arthropoda; Insecta; Lepidoptera; Papilionidae.
AUGGCGGAGUUCCUGCCUCUUUGCGACGUACUCUUCAAUGUCAUCUCUCUGGCAGGCUACUUCUGCGACGUCGUGUUCGACGUCGUCAUGGGUUAUGCUCUGCUGGAGCGGGGCUAUAAGUGCACGUUUGCAGCCACGAUAUCUAUAGUUGUAACAUCGUUAUUAAUAUCUCAGGUGCUAUCCCUUCGUUGGUAUUUACACGUAUGGUGGGCGGGAGAAGGACGCAAGGGUCGUCCGCCAUGGUUGCCCAUACUUCUUCACUGCUUACAAGUCGGCGUACUGUGGAGAUACGCCCGCCUGCUAGUGCCAGUUGAACUACGUCGCGUUAAGCAUCAAGUACGAGACCUUUGCAUGCUGCGCUUGGUGCAUGCAUUCUGUGAGGCGGCGCCCAUGUUGCUGUUACAACUGCACAUACUGCUUAAGGAUACGACCAUCGAACCCAUCAACGAACUUGGUGUUACGCCCGAACCAAGUAUUGAUGAGCCAUCGGCGAACAAAGCGUUUGCUGAGCUGAACGUGAUAUCAGCGUCACUUUCACUGUUCUCUGUCUGCUGGGCGCUGGCCAGCUUCAGCAAGAACGUGCGGCUCCAGAACGUGCAUAGGCUAGUUCUCACUUGGCUCGGCGUCAUCUUCCAGUUCCUAUGGAGGCUAGGAACUAUCUCGGCAAGAAUUUGUGCCCUCACCGUGUAUGCUCUAGUCUAUGAAUAUUGGGUCUUUUUAGUUAUAGGUCUUCAUUGGGUGUCGAUGUUUUUAUGGUUAAUCUCCCCGAAGAACGUGUUCCACGGCGAGCGCAUCAGCCGUCCACGUAAAGCGUACCUCUCCGCGCUCAUCGCUUUCGUGUACGUCUUUGCCUACGUCAACCUGCAGGAGCUUAAUCACAGACAGAAGAUGGUAAUCUUCUACUGCGUGAUGUGCGUGGAGAACUGGCUGCUGGUGAGCGCGUGGUGGUGGUCGGGGCGCUCGGCGCGGCCCGCCGCCACCGCCGCGGCCGCCGCCGCCGCCUUCUGCGCCGGCCUCGCCUUCAUGCUGCUCUACUACAGGUACGUAGCUGCUGCACUGCAGGUGUACAGCUGCUCUACUGCGGGAUGUACGUGGAGAACUGGCUGCUGGUGA